AAUCUUUUUGUUUACAUCGACUCGACUGUUAUUAUCAUGGAACUAUGAAGUUGGGUGUGUAAGCACAGUAGUGAUAAUCAUACCUAUGAACCUUUAGAAACUGCUUAUCUUCUUCUCGUCGCUCAGUUGUACUGUUAUAGAAGUCCUGGAAACGCACAAAUGAGGAAUUGUGUGUGGCUGACUGAACUUGCAAAAUUAGUGAACUAAUAAAUUUAAGAUGAUAGUUUCCUGUGGGUUGAAUGUCAGCAAACUGCUCAAAGUGCUAAAUGAGGGGCUUCUGAAAGAAGAGACACACCUUGCUCCCCUCAUGUGCUUGGCUGGAAAUGAGGAUUCAGAUGGAAUCAGUCUUUCCAACCGAGACAACAGCACAGUUUUUAUACUCAAUUUGAGCAGGCAUUGUGGAUUUCACUCAGAGACAUUCUCCCUUUCUGUAAAUUUGCUUGACCGUUUCUUAUCAGUUGUAAAGGCCAACCCUAAGUAUCUUCCAUGUAUCAGUAUUUGCUGUCUGUUCCUUGCUGUUAAGAUGUGUGAAGAGGAUGAGGAUGUUCCUACAGCUGCUGAUUUGGUCAAAGUUAGUGGACUUAACUUUUCUUCAUCAGAUCUGCUACGAAUGGAACGAAUCAUUCUUGAUAAACUUAACUGGAAUCUGAAUGCUUCAACUCCUUUAUAUUUCCUGCAGGUGUUUCAUGCCUUGUGUGUUUCAAAAGGAUUUCUAGACCACUGUCCAGUGAACCAUCAUUUACAGCAUAUCACCUCACUCUUAGAAGAUCUCCUUUGCUGUCAUAAGUUUAUGUUUUUCAAGCCAUCAACAUUAGCACUGGCCUUGUUGAGUUGUGAAUUGAUGUAUGUCAGCAGCAACUGGCUCCUGGCAACGCAUUUUCUACAAGAACAGGCAAAGAUUCCUGAUGCUGAACUUUGGCAGUGUUGUAAACUACUUAAUGACCACUUCAAGUCUAUUUCAAAAAGUCACUCAAUCAAAAUGAAGACACUGACAUUAAGUGAUAGACAAGAUCCCUCAUUCCCUGCUUUGAUAGGGAACUAAUACUAAUCGAGGUGAUCACAGUAUCUAACUGGUGGUGUGGUUUAAGCUAUAGAGUAUGAAAAGUCGUUAGUGUUUCUUUAAAAAAAUGCACUCAUAGCUGUGUUUAAUAAGUCAUUUUCAUCUUAAUUUACACACGUGUCAAGAAAAGUCUUGACCUUAAUGUAUGUGUUUUGUGUCCUCCUAAGGCAUUUGAAGAGUUUUGCUCUCCAUUUGUUUUUGUUGUGUAAUGCAAGUUUUAUGACUGGUUGGUGCGUAAGAUUUGUUUUUAUGGUGGAGAGGAAUAGAAAACUUUUAUUGUACUUUAGGCAUUUUGUUAAAUGUAUGUAAAUAUUUUAGUAUGGGAUGUAGAAUAAAGGAUUUUAUAUCAAGUAA
This is a messenger RNA of Pocillopora verrucosa, 1414 nucleotides long. Its product is annotated as cyclin-I. The record is from RefSeq and is a predicted model, not a curated record. Gene Ontology annotation, biological process: mitotic cell cycle phase transition; regulation of cyclin-dependent protein serine/threonine kinase activity. NCBI's taxonomy places the organism in Eukaryota, Metazoa, Cnidaria, Anthozoa, Scleractinia, Pocilloporidae. Gene Ontology annotation, molecular function: cyclin-dependent protein serine/threonine kinase regulator activity. Gene Ontology annotation, cellular component: cyclin-dependent protein kinase holoenzyme complex; cytoplasm; nucleus.